AUGGUGGAGCAAGCCGACGACGCGCCGCUCCUCUUCUGGGCCGAGGGCCCGGCCGUUACCUUACCGGAGCCCGGGGAGCCCGGCACCUGGGGGGGCUGCCGCUCCUCCACCAUCUCCUCCUCGGCUUGGAGGAGCCGAAGCGGCAAGGGGGAGCCGUUGGGAGCCAGUCCCGGGAGGCGACUCCAGGAGCAGGAACCGGCGCAGGUAGAGGAAGACCAGAUCUUGGCAGUCUUCGUGGUCACUUUUGACCCCCGCACGGGUAAUAUGGUUGAAUGGUGUUUGCCACAAGACAUUGAUCUGGAAGGUGUUGAGUUCAAAUCUAUGGCCAGUGGAUCCCAUAAAAUCCAGUCUGAUUUCAUUUACUUCCGGAAAGGCAUUUGCUUUGGUUUGGCAUGUUUUGCCAAUAUGCCCGUGGACAGUGAAUUGGAACGUGGGGCGCGCAUGAAAUCUGUGGGCAUUCUUUCUCCUUCCUACACUCUGUUGUACAGAUACAUGCACUUCUUGGAGAACCAGGUCAGGCACCAGUUGGAAAUGCCAGGACAUUAUUCUCACUUGGAGGCCUUUUACGAUGACAAGAAGGGAGUCUUCCCAGCAGGCACUCUUGUUUCACAGCAACCCAUCCACUGGCUGCCCUCCAUCCACAAAUAUAUGUAUCCAGAGAUGAAGAUCACCCACCCUGCAGGCUGUAUGUCUCAGUUCAUCAAGUUCUUUGGAGAGCAGAUCCUGACACUCUGGAAGUUUGCCUUGCUUCGCAAACGCAUCUUGAUAUUUUCUCCGCCUCCCGUCGGCGUGGUCUGCUACAGAGUUUAUUGCUGCUGCUGCCUUGCCAAUGUCUCUUUGCCGGGUAUUGGAGGGACCGUCCCUGAAUCUAAGCCGUUUUUCUACGUCAAUAUAGCCGAUAUUGAAAUGCUGGAGACUGAAGUAUCAUAUGUAGCCUGCACAACAGAGAAAAUCUUCGAAGAGAAGCAGGAUCUCUAUGAUGUCUAUGUAGAUAACCAGAAUGUAAAGACGCACCAUGAGCAUCUGCAACCACUUCUGAAGAUCAACAGCGCAGACAAGGAGAAGUAUCAGAGACUUAAUGAUCAGAGACAGAUGCUGAUGUACUCCCAGGAAGUAGAUGGUGACUGUAGUUCUUGUGAAGAGGACCUCUUCAUCUUGUUCUUCAUGGAGCAGAAUAACCGGAUAUUUCAGACGUUGAUGGAGAUAUCAGCCAGCCAGGACAAGACAUUGACAGCUGACCAUGCCCGUGGAAUGGGCUUGGAUCCUCAAGGCGACCGUAGCUUUCUCAUGGACCUCCUGGAAGUUUAUGGCAUUGAUGUCAUGCUGGUCAUUGAUAAUCCUUGUUGUACUUAGAAGUGGUGGGUGCUGGAAGGGUGAGAGAAGCAGAAUUCACAUGUGAGUGGAUGGCAACAGCGGUUAAAAGACUACAGGAUGAACUGGUGGGACUUGCCACAAUUCAUAUUGUGAAGUAUUGCCUUGCAUUUAAGGGAGCACUCUGCAGGAAGUGUUAUUUGUCUUUAUCCCGUUAAGAAUUGUUUUCAAAUGGAUCUCAAGGAAGAUGCCAUUCUUUCCUACCCCACCAUAGAUCGGCCAGCCACGCUUUCUGUAAGUUCUGUAAAAGGAAUAUAGUCUGCUUCAUGAUCUUCUACCCCCACCUGCUUCUAAACAACCCAGGAUUAUUUUGAGAGAAGAAAACAUAUCUAUUGGCUGGGAAUUUGGAUGGGUGGAUGUGAAAAGCACUUUAUUCUCUAGGGACCAAUGUGAAUUUUUCACGCUGCUAGAGCCUUCCUAACUGUAUAAUGUAGGUGAUAGACCUUCCGAAUCCAAAAAUCCUUAAAGACGUUGUUUUGUUUUGUCACAUAGUCCUGCUUCCUUAUUUUAUACAUGUACAGACAUGCAUCCAUAUGAUGAUUCAAUUAAAUUAGCAUUUUUUUUUUGCCUUGGCAGAAGGUAGAUAAGUGAUAGG
Messenger RNA from Thamnophis sirtalis, 1966 nucleotides. RefSeq names its product DENN domain containing 11 (gene DENND11). Gene Ontology annotation, cellular component: cytoplasm. Lineage: Eukaryota; Metazoa; Chordata; Lepidosauria; Squamata; Natricidae. The record is from RefSeq and is a predicted model, not a curated record.